This is a messenger RNA of Lactuca virosa, 204 nucleotides long. The record is from the annotation of a GenBank genome assembly. NCBI's taxonomy places the organism in Eukaryota, Viridiplantae, Streptophyta, Magnoliopsida, Asterales, Asteraceae.
AUGUCUACAGCUUUUGGAGUUGUGGCUUUGGAGAUUGUGAGCGGGAAAAGCAAUACAAAUUAUAGGCCAAAGGAGGAGUUUGUCUACCUUCUCGACUGGGCAUAUGUGCUACAAGAGCAAGGGAGUCUAUUGGAACUAGUGGACCCAAGUCUUGGCAAAUACUCAAAAGAAGAGGCAAUGAGGAUGUUGAAUAUAGCUCUCUAA